This is a messenger RNA of Colletotrichum lupini, 2580 nucleotides long. RefSeq lists its product as uncharacterized. The coding region runs from base 1 to 2580 and encodes 859 amino acids. NCBI's taxonomy places the organism in Eukaryota, Fungi, Ascomycota, Sordariomycetes, Glomerellales, Glomerellaceae. The record is from RefSeq and is a predicted model, not a curated record. The transcript has 17 exons.
AUGUUUCGACAAACAAAAACGCCAGGCCCAACAUUGUAUAAUAUCCCAUUGGUCGCCUUUGGAGAUGUCUACACCACCCAACCCUCCAAGCCUGGAUGUUCACCGCCCUCGACGCCUAACAUCUUCAGGCCGCCCUGUCUUGCUGGCCGAAUUGUCCGUGUGAUCAUUUACAUGGGGGGUUGGAACGUGGGCGACGGUAGAUUCUUGGUUGUCUUUAGAGAGGAAACUUGGAAAGAGAUCCAUUACCUCCCAAACAUGACUCCCUCAUAUAUCAAUUCUCAGCCACUGACGGGCCGUCCCGCCAACAGCCGCCUCGCAAAAAGUAUGCCUUUCGCUGGACCUUGUUAUUGUGGUCAGGGAGGCAUGAACGUGGUCACCGAUCCCUGUGUUCGCGUUGUCGCGUCGACAAACUGCACGUUCGGCAACACUUACACCACGAUACUUCCCACAGUCAACAUAGUCACGGCGGUUGUUGCAGAGGGAGGGCAACGCGGGCAACUCUUCUGUUCUAUCGCAAGAUAUUUACUCGGUAUCGUACACAAGACCGUCAUUGGAGUUUCCGGCAAUAUCCCACGCAUCGGGAUCCUAGCUUUACGAAAAACGAAGACAACGAGAGACGAAUCGCAAAACAAACAUCCAGACGCUAUCAGAAAUCGCUUCAUCGCGGCCGAGGUGAUACGAGUUGAUAGAAACAACAACAAAGUCAAUACGGGACCCGCGGAUCACAGGACAGAAGCAGUUGGGCCGACUAAACUACCGAAGCCACUCGACGUGCAGGUACCCAACAGGGUCGAGCAAGCGGGAGCAUUUCCCUGGCCAGAGCGAUUCUUCAACAGGAGGAAGCUUCCUAGAGAAUGGGAGAAUACCCCAUGGCUUUACGCUACCCUUCGAGAUAUGGAACAAGACCUGAAGUGGCCCGAAGAAGAAGAUAUACUGCGCUCCUUACGGACCGAAGAGAACUGGGCCCCGGACCAAUUCCGACUUGAUAUUUUCCUCGAUAUUCUUCGUGGAAGAACACUCCAGCAGCUGGAAGAGGGUGCAUACGGGGUGCCGGAAACCAAAGUUGCCCUCCUCAUUGAUAGCAACACCCUCGGCAGUGAACCGGUAUUGCGACCCUUUCUUGGAGGCCUAUCGGCAAGGCAGUUGUUGAAAGAGGCGGCCAAAGCGCGCUACGAACUCGAUGAUGAAUCAUCUACUGUCAGCGCAUCUACUGUCAGCUGUGGCUUUAUCGAAGCAGAACGCAGGUUGAUCUACGUGGUUGACCUAGAUUCUUGGUCCAUUCUUUCUCUUCUUGGAUCAUCUCCGGAGUCUCUUUACAGGGAGGUGACCGAGUACAUACUAAACCACCUCUCAGCUAAGAGUGAAAUUGGAGUUUCUUUCGCUAAAAGGUCAAGUGAGGAACCUCUAAGAUCAUCAUCAGACAUCACGUUUAUGAGAAGAUUCACCGAGAUGUCUACCGACGCCACUUCCUUCGAUGUGAUAUACUCAAGCCAUACGAGUACAAUUGUCACGGGUUAUGAUCAACAUCGCUGGACCGGAGUGGCCUUUCUUGAGAGCUGGUACGAAGACGUGCUCGACGACGAACCACAUCCCGACAUGGAGCCUCGCAGCUACUUCAUUCGCAUCCUUCAAAUCCGUCUAAACCAAAUCAAUGGUGAAUGGGAAUCCCUGUACUCCCACUUAAACAAGGCUAUUACAGCAGCGCUAAGACAGCACAAGGAACUUCUUGAUGGCGUUUUACGAGUGUCUCGUAGCUUCAGAGCUCAACAAGAAGCCGAGAACAAGCUCGACGAGUUUGAAAUGAUCCUCAAGGAAGCUGCAGACGUUCUGAGGGAUCUGAAAAAAAAACUCGGCGAGACCCUUAGUAGCGCCGCGGUUUUCACGGAAACCGAUGUGAACUACUUCCUGCAUCAAGAUGGCCGAGUUGGAGAUGCCAUAGAUUGCAUGAUGCCCUUAUCCCAGAUUCGGAAAACAUUGAACAAAAUGGGACGAACCCACCGAGAUAUCGGCGAGCUGCAAGGAACAUGCGAGUCCAUGCUCGAGAGUGGUAUUAGUGGGAGAAACAAGUCUAUGUUGAAAAAGAAUAUGAAUGCGAUGAAUUCGAUGGAGAUUAGAAUGCUGUCGUGGACAACUAUGAUGUCUCAACCGCUCCUCAAUGUAGCCGCGAUCUUCAGCUGCGAUGGUAUCAUCACUUUCCCGCGGACAUGGUACAAUUUCCUCUACGCUCUUUUCAUCAUGGUAGCUGCUAUGGGGUUCGUUGUAGUCUUCUUACUCCAGUUGGUGGAAUCUGGCGUCAGCCUGUUUGAAAGAAAAGCUGGAGGUGAGACUUCCACAAAAGAGUCCAGCCAAAGACGCGGCGUGACGGGCCCGGUGAACACCAACAGCCGCUUGCCACCCCGCAGAUCCACAUGGUGCACAAGCGGGAUGGGGCACUUCCAGAGACGACACGCAGACAUUGGCCUUCUUGAUUUAUCGGGACGGAGCGUGCUGGGUCAGCCGGCGAUAAUAGAGCCGAGUCUUCCCAAGCCUCCCAUCGCUAUCUUGGCAAGCCAUAAAGGCUAUACUGAGCCUCUUGCUUAG